AUGAAGGGUAUGCGCAAGGUUACGGCCAUCUGGUAUGAGAGUCUAGAAGCAUCCACGAAUAAGCAAGCAAAGGGAUCGCGCGCUAGCCCAGGACAGCGAAAGGCAGCACAAGCGCCAUCCGCACGUAAGGGGCGUCAGGCCGUUCCCCGCGCCGCCUCGGAGAUUCGGACUGCACCAAUCAACCACAACCUCCCACCACGGACCGAGUCCAGCGGCACCUGCGAAGCGACAGUGGGGCCCGAUGAGCUAGGCGACGCUCUUAUCUCGAAAAUUCAGGCAAUUGUCCGUGAGAAGCCCCAGCUCAGCCUCGAUGGACAUUUCAAGCUGGCCGUGACCGAAGAGGUUAUCGCAACCGUCAAUCGGAAAUGUAUAGGUGGUCUUCGUAUCCCACGAAUGCGUCCUGGGAACGAGGAAUCCAGAUGGGAUACUGCUAUGUUCCGUUAUGAGAAGCUAAAGGGGGGAGAGCUUUUUGAUAGGGCACUGGUGUCCGACAUGCGGCGGGCUUACCUGCAUCCUGAUCCUGAUGGAGAUUGGUUCAACAUGCCUCGCGGCGACUUUGAGGCAGAGUGCGCCUUGGAGGACCCUACAAAUUUGCUCGAAUCUGCUGCAACUUCGUCUGAUCACAACGAACCAUUUCCCUAUGUAAUCACCCCUGCGGAAGAGCCGGCUGAUCGCGAAGUGCUAUGCCUUCCACCAAAACCAUUCCUUGGGUGUGGCAGCCGCCUUCGCCUGCUACCGAAGCCUAUUGAGGGCGUCACUGGGUCGUAUGCGUACUUGAGUGCAAAGCGUGGCUCUCCCGCCACUCUGCACAUUGAAGAUGGGCUUCUAGGGUCCAUAAAUCUGGUUGUUGCUGGGCAUCCCAAGAUAUGGCUUAUGGUAGCAGCUAGUGAUCGAGAGAAGCUGGAGACUGCUGUUCAAAACGCCUUCCGGAAAACCACGGCUUGUAGCCAAUUUGUUCGUCACAAGAACUUGGUACUCUCGCCGUCUCUGCUCGACCGAUGGGGUAUUAGUUACCAGGUUGUCGAGUGCCGCGCAGGUGAGCUGGUCGUGACCUUACCGGGCGCAUAUCAUCAGGUUGUCAACCAGGGGCCGAACAUAGCUGAAGCUGUCAACUUUGCCCUCGAAGACAAUUGGACCAGUCCUCCGUCAGAUUACGUAUAUUGCAGCGAGCAGGAUUGCAAGGACGAUUACCAAGGCAUUAAUCAAAUGAGCCUUAGUAUCUCCACCACAACGCACGGCGACGCCUCUAGGUAA
Coniosporium apollinis CBS 100218 is the source of this 1254-nucleotide messenger RNA. RefSeq lists its product as uncharacterized. The coding region runs from base 1 to 1254 and encodes 417 amino acids. Gene Ontology annotation, cellular component: nucleus. Gene Ontology annotation, biological process: chromatin remodeling. Lineage: Eukaryota; Fungi; Ascomycota; Dothideomycetes. The transcript is spliced from 2 exons. The record is from RefSeq and is a predicted model, not a curated record. Gene Ontology annotation, molecular function: histone demethylase activity.